Papilio machaon (common yellow swallowtail) is the source of this 1476-nucleotide messenger RNA. Its product is annotated as myrosinase 1. The transcript is spliced from 5 exons. Gene Ontology annotation, molecular function: beta-glucosidase activity. The record is from RefSeq and is a predicted model, not a curated record. NCBI's taxonomy places the organism in Eukaryota, Metazoa, Arthropoda, Insecta, Lepidoptera, Papilionidae. The coding region runs from base 1 to 1476 and encodes 491 amino acids. Gene Ontology annotation, biological process: carbohydrate metabolic process.
AUGGUAAAAUUUUGCGAUAGUAAUGAUGUAUUAUAUUCUUUAUCAGGUAAAGGAUGGUCUAUGUGGGAUCAUCUAGUUCGUACUGAUCCCCAAUUUAUAGCCGACAAUACUAAUGGAGAUGUAGCUGCCAAUUCGUAUUAUUUUUAUAAAAAAGAUGUUCAAAUACUUAAAGAUUUGGGAGUUGAUAUAUACAGAUUUUCUAUAUCAUGGCCGAGAAUUUUACCGUAUGGUCGAGCGGAUUAUAUAAAUCCGCAUGGCAUUGCAUAUUACAAUGCAUUGAUAGAUGAGUUAUUAGCUAAUGGAAUAACACCGUUCGUAACUAUGUAUCAUUGGGAUCUGCCACAAAAUUUGAACGAGCAAGGCGGUUGGUUGAAUGAAGGAUUAGUAGAUAUAUUUGGAGAUUACGCGAGAGUCUUGUACCAACAUUUUGGCGAUCGUGUUAAACAUUGGUUGACUAUUAAUGAACCGUAUGUUCAUUGUUACCAAGGAUUUGUUACCCUACGUCAUGCUCCUAGAGUAAAUCUUCCAGCGACUGGUUUUUAUGAAUGCGGUAGACAUAUACUAUUGGCUCAUGCGAAGGCCUAUCACAUUUAUCAGGAAGAAUUUAAAUCUCAAGAUGGACAAGUUGGGAUAGUAUUGAGCAUGGACUGGGCGUAUCCGGAAAGCAAUUCAACUGAUGAUACAGAAGCGGUUUUGGACUAUUUCGCUUUCCAUUUGGGAAUAUUUGCGAAUCCGAUAUUAACAAGUGAAGGUAAUUACCCUCAACGUCUCAUCGAUCGUGUUGCUAACAUUAGUAGUAGUCAAGGAUUCCCGAUAUCUAGACUCCGACCAUUGAGUCAGGAACAAAUAGAAUACAUGAGAGGCACAACUGACUUCUUAGCUUUGAACCAUUAUAGUAGCGAUAUUGUGUACAGAAACGCUUCAGUUAUAGGAAUGUAUGAAGCACCUUCUUUCAAUGAUGAUACGGGAUUUGUAACAUACAAAGAUCCAAAUUGGCCUGUAAGCGCCAGUUCCUGGUUACGGGAACACGCGCAAGGAUUUCAUAACCUUUUAGUGUACAUAAAGGAUACGUAUAACAAUCCAACAAUUUAUGUAACAGAGAAUGGCUUUUCGACCACAACCGGUUUGAACGAUAACGGCAGGGUUCAGUAUUUUAGGAAUUAUUUAACCGCUUUAUUGGACGCCGUGGCAAAGGGGGUUGAUGUCCGCGGAUACUGCGCUUGGAGUUUAAUGGAUAAUUUUGAAUGGGCAGUGGGUUAUACGCAAAGGUUCGGGCUUUACGAAAUAGAUAUAAAUGAUCCCGAAAAGGAAAGGAUUCCGAGAAAGUCUGCGCUGGUUUAUAAAGAAAUUAUUAGCAGUAGAUUUAUUGACACGGAUUUCGAUCCUAAUCCUUACGAAGUUAGCGGAGCUGGCGAUCUAAAGUCAUGCCUUUUUAUGAUUAUUGUAGCGUAUUACAGCAGUGACAAUCCAAAAUAA